UUACACCAAGACCUCCAUGUGACGUUCACACAACAGCAUGGCGAUGUUGGCAGCCCCUCGCAGAAAACAAAAGUUUUCAAUUGAUCCAAGGGGUUCUUCUUGGAGUAAAGAUGAGACUAAAUUUGGACAGAAGAUGUUGGAAAAGAUGGGCUGGUCUAAAGGCCGAGGUUUGGGGGUCAAUGAAGAUGGAAGAACUGAACAUGUGAAGAUAUCCCUGAAAGAUGACACAAGAGGGGUUGGAUGUAGCAAAAGUCUGGCUGAUAACUGGAUCUCACAUCAAGACGAUUUCAACAGCCUGCUGGCCAGUUUAAACCAGAACGGUAUGAACACAGAGCCCGAUGCCGUGGAUAACGCCAAGGUUUGGAGUCUGGAGGCAAAGUCUAAGUCCUCUAAAGGCAGACUUCACUAUCAGAAGUUCACCAGGGGAAAGGAUCUUUCCUCUCGAAAACUGGAAGAUUUGGAUUGUAUCUUUGGCAGGAGAAAGAAUAAAGCGUUGAAAGAGAAGACAAAAUCAGUUGUAGAGGAGAACCUUACCUCCUUGCCUGAAUCAGUGGAUUCACCUGCUGAGCAGUAUGGGGUACAGACAUUUGAAAGUACAGACAGCAUUCAGGGAUACUUUGCCAGGAAAAUGGCUAAACUGGAUUCCAGCAAGAGGACAAACAUUGAGGUGAAUGGGGCAGGAGGAAAGGAUAAUGAAGUGAAGGCACAGGAGCAGGGAAGUGAAAACCUGGGACUGGGAAUUAAAACCUAUAGUAGUUCACAAAGUGUUCAGGAUUAUUUUGCUCAGAAGAUGGCAAAGCUGAAGAAAGAGAGGCUGAGUUCUGACGUGAAAGCAUCAGACGCCAGCUGUGAGUCUGUAGUACCAUUAACAGAAGAACCGGGCGACAAGCCUGUCAAAAGACAGAAGAAAAAGAAAAAGCGAAAACAGAGCUGUGACGAGAAAUCUGGAGAACCUGUAGAAAAGAAAAAGGAGAGAAAAAUUACUGUCGAUUCUGAAGGUACAUUACACAAGUUGUCUUGUGAGACAUUAACUAAGGAGAGUGAUGUUGAAAGCAAUAAAAAGAGAAAGAAGGAUAAGAAAAAGAGGGAGAUUGAUAGUGAUGUAUCAACAAAUAUUUUUUUGGACACUAAAAAUAAAAAGGUAGUUUCAAAUAAAAAUUUAAAUCACAUGCCACAAGAAUUGUCUGCUCCAGUCAAAAGGGAUAUGGACAGUAGAAAAAGGAUUAGGUUUAGAGAUCCUCUUUCCUCAGCCCUAGGGGAGACAACCCUACAGGGUUCUAUUGAGACUUUUACAGAUGAAAUCACUAAGGCUGAAGAUCCUGAGGAGAAAAUUGGAACUUCAGAGACAAUGGUAGUGGUUAAAACCCCACAGGUUAUGAACACUGAAGAGCAUUCUGAAAUUGGUGCACAUUCACCAAAGAAGAAAAGGUCCAAGAAAAAAGCAAAGCAUAAAGAUGUAAGUGAGCAGAUACACAUGUCUGAGAAAGUGGAUAGAAGUAAUAUCCCUGCUCCUGAAGAAAACAGUAAAGGGUCCGCUUUUCAGGAAGAUUGUGUCAAUAAUACAGAAAAUUCCAAGAAUGGAGACAAAGCAAAUGCUAGCAAGAAGAGGAAAAAGAAAAAGGAAAAACGGACUUCAGAGGCCAGAGAAAGGCUGAUGAAAAAAAGAAAAUAUAUAUUGGACUGUGGCAAAUUUAAGAUUAUUGAGACCGGAUUUACAGGGUCUAAUCUUGAUCAAAUCCCAGGGUAUUCCAACAGCAGCCUUUUGUUAAAGACUUCAUGA
Liolophura sinensis is the source of this 1780-nucleotide messenger RNA. RefSeq names its product PIN2/TERF1-interacting telomerase inhibitor 1-like. Gene Ontology annotation, molecular function: telomerase inhibitor activity; nucleic acid binding. NCBI's taxonomy places the organism in Eukaryota, Metazoa, Mollusca, Polyplacophora, Chitonida, Chitonidae. Bases 38 to 1780 code for a protein of 580 amino acids. The record is from RefSeq and is a predicted model, not a curated record. The transcript has 6 exons. Gene Ontology annotation, cellular component: nucleolus.